AUGAAGUGUUUAGAAGAUUGGUGGAGUAGACUUGUGAGUGAAGGUCCGGAAAUUCCGCGAAGAAUCCAGAUCUCUGUUUGUGUCCGUUCUCCACCCAACCAUGCCCCUCCUCCCACCAACAUUUCCGCUAUGCAAACAUGCGUUGAACACGGGGUUUUUAAUGAACCUAGUAGAAACGCACUUUUGAUUUGCGCCAUUUUGGUCCGAACACAAAAAACAAGUAGAUUAAGCAUCCGCAUUGCCUUAACUAUACAUUCAGGACAGGAUCGGUACGGCGUCAUGACAAGGGUGUACUAUAAAGACGCCCACGCUGCAGUAAUCGUCAUGGACUCUACGAGGGAACAAACUAUCGAAGGAGCAUGUCGAUGGAAGGCCGACCUUGAUCAAAAGGUCACUCUAGUAGACGGAAGCCACGUACCUGCCAUCCUUGUUGUAAAUAAAUGUGACAUAGACAACCAAAUAAACGAGAAGGACCUUAACGAUUUGAAGGUGAAGAACGGUUUUGUUAGCGUUGUUCGAGCAUCGGCUAAAGCCAAUUUCGGGAUUCAAGAGACAUUCACUGCAAUUGUACGCAAGGUGCGUUUCCUCUCUCACAUUCAACGUCCGCAGCUUUUGGUCCAGAGAAUCAUAAUUUCGUCCCACUAA
Angiostrongylus costaricensis is the source of this 645-nucleotide messenger RNA. Lineage: Eukaryota; Metazoa; Nematoda; Chromadorea; Rhabditida; Metastrongylidae. The record is from the annotation of a GenBank genome assembly.